Molecule: messenger RNA, 1487 nt
Organism: Benincasa hispida (wax gourd)
Lineage: Eukaryota; Viridiplantae; Streptophyta; Magnoliopsida; Cucurbitales; Cucurbitaceae
Source: RefSeq, a predicted model, not a curated record
UAGGCUUUUUUGUUUCUUUUGAAAUGGGAAAACGAGUAUGGAGUUUGAAGGAGAACGCACCUUAGCACCUCGUUGAUCUAAAAAAUACGGCACCAGAUCCAAUUUCCUUCUCAUGCGCGCUAAAAAGUAGGGGUCGUGUUCUUCGUCCGGCCAGGCCAUUACCGCCCUCUCAGCCAAGCCUUUCCUUUUUUUCCCAAUUUCCCUCUAAGUAAAAUACCCAACACAAUUCUAUUUCUCUGUUUCAGAAGAAUUUUUGAUGGAGCAGCCGAAGCAGGACGCCGAUAACAAAACUCCCAUCUCCACCGACGAUAAGAGCCCAAAAUCUAACCCAAAAGAGGGAGUUCAGACCUCCAAUGGAGAUGGGAAUUGGGGUAAUUUCGUGAUGGGUUCAGAGAACCAGAUUCCGACCCAGAACGAACAGCCUGUGGUUUCAACGCCCUCCAAGAAAACGGUGCGUUGGAGCACCGAAUUGGUCACCGAGUCCCCUUCCGUUGCUUCCAAUUCAUAUGGAUCGAAUUCUCUUGCUUCUUCCGCUCCUUCCUCUUCAGUUUCCUUCAAAGAGACGGUGGAUUCUGUAUGGACCGUUCUAGGGAGAUGGGGGAGGAAAGUCGGGGAAGCUACAAAAAGGGCUGAGGAUCUGGCUGGAAACACUUGGCAACAUUUGAAAACAAGUCCAAGUUUUGCGGAUGCUGCGCUGGGGAGAAUUGCCCAAGGGACGAAGGUAUUGGCAGAAGGUGGCUAUGAAAAGAUUUUUCAACAAACUUUUGACACAGUGCCUGAGGAAAAACUUCAAAAUUCGUUUGCUUGUUAUUUGUCAACGUCUGCGGGUCCAGUUAUGGGUGUAUUAUAUGUAUCUACAGCAAAGCUUGCAUACUGUAGUGACAAUCCUCUUUCAUACAAGUCUGACGGGAAAACCGAAUGGAGCUAUUACAAGGUGGUUAUCCCAUUACAACAACUAAAGGCAGUUAAUCCUUCCUCAAGUGGAAUGAAUCCUGCUGAAAAGUACAUACAGGUAAUCUCUGGUGAUAACCAUGAAUUCUGGUUCAUGGGCUUCUUGAACUACAAUGGUGCUGUAGAAUGCCUGCUAGAAUUUCCCGAAUUACGAGCAAUGCACUCAGUGUAAAACGUCAUCGUGGUUGAAACUUCCACCAGUUCAUGCACCAUGCCAAAGACUUUGGUGAGUUCAAUCAAACUUCCAUUUGAAUUUGCUGCUAUUGUAUGCCAACUUCGGAGAUUAUUACUAAUGGAAGGUCUCUUCUCUUUAUUGUGAAAUUUUUGGAAUCAGUUAGGAAAACUUACGAUAUAGCUUUCUUCAAUAUUUAUAUAGAUUAUUUAUUGUGUACAUGGUGUCUUAAUGUUCCAGCAUUCCGAUAAAAAUAAUGUUUUUUUUCCGUACAGAUUAUUACAUUCUAACAUGCCAGCAGUAAAACUGUGUACUGUCAUUAUUGGGGCCAAUUUUAUAGUUAAACCAAACUUUUUAAAGGAAA